AAACAGACGCAGUUUGGGCUUCACUUUUAGUUCGUAAACAAACUUUCUGGUCUGGAAAAUGCUUCCCAAAAGAAGAAUGCUGUUGAAUUCCGACGAAAAGCGCAAAACGCUUCAAAAUGUUGCAAUGGCGAGAGGCCGUUUGAAAGGCGCUUUGAAGCACAAAAACGUAUCGUCUGGCGACAACUCCGAGUCGGAUGAGAGCAUCGAAGAGAAGCUGACGAAAAAACAAAAAUAUGAAGCAUCCCCAAGCCAUCAGCCGUACAUCAUGAAACUGUUUGAUCGCAAUAUCGAUCUGGCUCGAUUCAGGGAGAACUCACCCCUGUACCCGUUGUGUCGCGCAUGGUUAAAGAACCAACCCCGAUCGAAGGAGGGCACCGAGGCUGAACCUAAAAUAACACGGUCCGCUGUCAAACGUGAAUACAACCCCGAUAUCGUCGAACAGUUCAUGAAUGGUGAUCUUAGUGAAAUAACUGAAAUGCCGCGUCCGGAACCUGCAGGUGACAUGCAGCCCUACCUGUUAGAAAAGCCGGAACCCGUGGAAGACAUCGAUCUUAAUGAAUCAUCGUUGGAUAAAGACGAAUUACUUAAUGAGCAUCGUGAAAGAUGGAAAAAGAUACGUGAAAAUUGGAUAUCCCACCGUAAAAACUACGAAACGAAGCGGUACGCGACAAGCUUCAAACUGCUCGAAGCUCUUCACAGGGAAGAUUAACCAUUGGUUGCUUUAGAACUAGGAGAUAUUCACCCUUUAUUAAUAAACGAGUAUAAACUACCUUAA
Anopheles coustani is the source of this 775-nucleotide messenger RNA. RefSeq names its product protein lin-37 homolog (gene mip40). Lineage: Eukaryota; Metazoa; Arthropoda; Insecta; Diptera; Culicidae. Gene Ontology annotation, cellular component: Myb complex; transcription repressor complex. Gene Ontology annotation, biological process: negative regulation of transcription by RNA polymerase II. The record is from RefSeq and is a predicted model, not a curated record. Bases 59 to 709 code for a protein of 216 amino acids. The transcript has 2 exons.